Molecule: messenger RNA, 809 nt
Organism: Pogonomyrmex barbatus (red harvester ant)
Lineage: Eukaryota; Metazoa; Arthropoda; Insecta; Hymenoptera; Formicidae
Molecular function (GO): protein binding
Source: RefSeq, a predicted model, not a curated record
GUAGCAUGGCGACACGAUAUGCCAGUACUCGCGUGAUAGUCAUUCGCCGUGCCAAUCAACUUUCAUCAACUUUCAACCGAGCCGCCACCGAGAUCAGUCAGAACAAUGGAGGUAGCAAUUAUAGUUGCCUUUGCGUUCCUCAGCAUGUUCACAUUAUGCGAGGAGACGUAUGCAUUUCCCGACGAUGCGAAAGCGAUGGAAAAGAUAAAGGAGCCUAAAGAUAUCAAAGAAGCAGCGACUGCGUCGAAAGACGUAAAGGAUGCCAUCAAGGCGGCCAAGGAGGCGAAGAAAAAUAAGAAGGAUUGCGCGCGAGAUUGCGGGACUGACUACGAUCCUGUUUGCGUACAUGAUCCUGCCGAUUCCAGCUUCAAGCCGAGAACCUUCGGCACAUCAUGCGCUCUGGACGUUCACAACUGCGAGAUGGGCACGAAAUUGGUCGUGAAGAGCAAAGGCGAGUGCCCUGGAUCCAGCGGAGUAAGACUGUCCUAGGUAAUCACUGGAUUCUGGAUAAACACCAAGAAACCAAGCAAAGUAGAUUACUAACCGUCAAGCUAACCGUUAGAUUACUAACGUGAAUUUUGUUUAGUUUUCCUAAUAAAAAAAUAAUGUAAUGUAAUGCAAUGCAACUCUUUUCUUAACGACGAGAGAAUAAAGAUAAAGAUGUGCAAAAAAUUCUAAUUAUUAACUAAAUAUAAAAAUACGUAAGAAAAGUCUGAUGAUAAAAUUGGCCGCUAAAUUAUAUACGCUACGCACAAAUAUUCAAUGUAAAGCCGAAGUGUAUCUGUCUAAUAAAUAUUAAUGAGCAACUA